Nomascus leucogenys (northern white-cheeked gibbon) is the source of this 416-nucleotide messenger RNA. Its product is annotated as vitamin K epoxide reductase complex subunit 1-like protein 1. The record is from RefSeq and is a predicted model, not a curated record. Gene Ontology annotation, molecular function: vitamin-K-epoxide reductase (warfarin-sensitive) activity. Lineage: Eukaryota; Metazoa; Chordata; Mammalia; Primates; Hylobatidae. Gene Ontology annotation, biological process: vitamin K metabolic process; peptidyl-glutamic acid carboxylation.
UGCAGUGGUGCAAUCUCGGCUCGAUGGGGUGGAGGAUUUGGUCUUUUGGGUUCCAUUUUUGGAAAGGAUGGUGUAUUAAACCAGCCCAACAGUGUCUUUGGACUUAUAUUUUAUAUACUACAGUUAUUACUUGGCAUGACAGCAAGCGCUGUGGCGGCUUUGAUCCUCAUGACGUCCUCCAUCAUGUCGGUCGUGGGGUCCCUGUACCUGGCCUACAUUCUGUACUUUGUGCUGAAGGAGUUCUGCAUCAUCUGCAUCGUCACGUACGUGCUGAACUUCCUUCUUCUCAUUAUCAACUACAAACGACUAGUUUACUUGAACGAGGCCUGGAAGCGGCAGCUGCAGCCCAAGCAGGACUGACGCCCGACAGACUCUGCCCUGACAGAGUCUUUCCAUUCAGUUUAUUUUGCCGCAGG